GCCGCGUGAACACUGAACAGCCAUGACAAGAUGGAAGGUGAGAGUGAAAGCAUGGGAGAGGAUACUGAAGAGCACUUGGUGAGCAAAAAGAAAAACAACGGCUCACUCAUUUGGAGAUGGUUCGGAUUCAAAACCACAGAUGAGCAGCAGAAAGACGUAAUUUGUAGAGAAUGCCGAAAACAAGUUCCGACAAAAAGUUCGAGCACUACAAAUCUUUUCCACCAUUUAAAACAGCGCCAUAAAAAAGAAUACGAAGAGUGUGUGAAACUGCGAGCUGCAGCUCAAACUAUGAACUCUUCCCAGCCUCCUGCACCGAAACAAACCACGUUGCAAAAUGCAUAUACUUGUGCGGUGCCUUYUGAAAGAAAAAGUGAGAAGUGGCGCAUGAUUACUAAGGCUGUGGCACAUCAUUUCGCUAAAGACAUGGUCCCGCUCUCAACUGUGGAACAAGAUGGCUUUAUACAGCUGCUAAAAGUCCUUGACAGAAGAUACGAGUUACCGAGUAGGAAUUGUUUUGCCAGAGAAGUUCUUCCACAAAUGUAUACUGAAGUUAGAGAGCGUCUCACCAACCAGCUUCCCAAACUGUCUCACUUCACACUGACCACCGAUAUGUGGUCCAGCUGGACCUGUGAGCCGUACUUCAGUGUGACCAUACAUUUCAUUGAAGACUGGGAGCUGAAAAGUGCAUGUCUCCAGACCAGCUAUUUUCCCCAAGACCACACAGGAG
Molecule: messenger RNA, 727 nt
Organism: Austrofundulus limnaeus
Lineage: Eukaryota; Metazoa; Chordata; Actinopteri; Cyprinodontiformes; Rivulidae
Product: zinc finger BED domain-containing protein 1
Molecular function (GO): DNA binding
Source: RefSeq, a predicted model, not a curated record